AUAUAUCACUGUACUGUGAAGAAGGAACACCACUGCUACUGAUUAACGAUUCGAUUAAAAAAUGCCUACCGGAAUCGAACAAAGGCGAGAUGUCGUGCCCGUCGAAAUUCUGGUGCCACGUUGGCGCCACACAGAAUUCACAAUAUUGCUGCCCAAAAAGUCGGAAAGUAAAGGAGCGGUGUCACCUGGCGCCGGCGAAUGGUUACGGAUCAAGUCAAAUACGACGAUUCUGGUACGACUGGAAGAGCUCUGCGUGCAAACAGCUUACCUAUUCCGGAUACGGUGGAAAUGAAAAUAACUUCCUCAGUAAAGUGGACUGCGAGAAAGCCUGCCUCGGUGCUACGCCGCCGAUAUCAUCAAUAGCCUUCAGUUCGUUUGCAAAUAAACUUGGCAUUAUUGCUUCUCAUUCAUCGACAAAUAAGCCCAGAAAUGCUGACAGCGAUGUUGAAUCGAAUCCUUGCGAGUUAUCACCAAAUAAGGGAACCAGUGUUGCAGGAAUCCAACCGUCUUUCAGGUAAUU
Gongylonema pulchrum is the source of this 520-nucleotide messenger RNA. The record is from the annotation of a GenBank genome assembly. NCBI's taxonomy places the organism in Eukaryota, Metazoa, Nematoda, Chromadorea, Rhabditida, Gongylonematidae.